AUUCAUAAAAAAGGUACUAUGCAUUUUAAAAGUUCUGUUAUUCUUUGCGCGUUGUAUCUCUUAACGUCAGCAUGGAGCAUUGGACUGAACAGUAAACAACUAUGGGUAAUUACUAAGCUGUACAAAAAUCACAAAGUUACCGAAAAAAAUAUCACACAGCUUAUGAAAGAAUUUUUUGGAAUUCAAGAACCUAAAACACCUUUUGAUUGCGAUUCAAAUGAAGCCAAUUCUGUAGAUUUGAAGAAGCUACUAUUGGCAUUGGCGUAUAAAGAUAAGAAAACGCACAACCGCUAUUACGAGAAUCAAACACUUACACCGUUUGAAGUGGAGUUUUUCCUCAGUGUGUUCACCGAACACGCAAACAGUUCUGACCAAGAUGGAUAUCUUAGUCUUCAACAGCUACCAGGUGUUUUAAAAGAUUUAAAAUUAUACGAUAAGGAGAUCGAAAAAGUAGUCGCAAAGCUUAAAGUUAAACAAAAAAAAAGGAACUUUUCAAAGGAUGCUUACAUGAAGUCGAAAUUAUUAAAUUUUAAUUCAAUUACAGCCCAAUUUAUUAUUACUGAAGCGGAUUUCUUAUUAAUAAUGUUGGAAACAAAACCAGAAGGUUACGGUCUAGACCGACAGCAAAUAGAAAAGUUCGUUGAUUUCUUUAAUAAUUGUCGCAAAACUGAUUCCGGCAGUAUUGAACCUAUGGUAAUUCAAAAAAUCUUCAUCGAUUUUGGUAUGGCUGACUCAAAACACUAUUCGAAAAUGCUUUUCAAAUCCAACCGAUCCGCCGCGAAUGAGUUGAUGGAGUUGAUGUUGGUUACGGCAGAACGCAGUAGGACGGAACACACAAAAAGAGGGGUUUUGGAUACAUAUAUAGUCAAGUUUUUCUUAGACGAAUUCGUUAGUCACGACAAAGACAGUGAUGGUUUCCUUUCGCAUGAAGAGUUCGUUUCUUGGGUGCAACUCGCAAGACGUGAGAUGUUUGAUGAGCCAAAAGGCGGACAUCCUAAAAAUAAAGAUGGAAGUAAAACACACUUUGCGAAAUUCCUGAAAAUGAUGAUUGCCUACUAUGAAUAAUAAUAUGAAAUU
This is a messenger RNA of Adelges cooleyi (spruce gall adelgid), 1077 nucleotides long. RefSeq lists its product as uncharacterized. The record is from RefSeq and is a predicted model, not a curated record. The coding region runs from base 19 to 1065 and encodes 348 amino acids. Lineage: Eukaryota; Metazoa; Arthropoda; Insecta; Hemiptera; Adelgidae. Gene Ontology annotation, molecular function: calcium ion binding. The transcript has 8 exons.